Molecule: messenger RNA, 2412 nt
Organism: Pogonomyrmex barbatus (red harvester ant)
Lineage: Eukaryota; Metazoa; Arthropoda; Insecta; Hymenoptera; Formicidae
Product: ankyrin repeat domain-containing protein 54
Biological process (GO): cellular response to tumor necrosis factor
Cellular component (GO): cytosol
Molecular function (GO): NF-kappaB binding
Source: RefSeq, a predicted model, not a curated record
CGGUUGUACGGUUGACGGAAAGUAACGGGAGAGUGAGGAGUGCGGUGAAGACAGCGUAAUAAGAAAGAGAGUUGAUUGAGAAAGCGGUCCUGAAGUAGAACGAAAAAUAGGGUGAUUCGCGUCUUAGUCGUUAUCAUUCGAUACGCGAGUUAAUUUUCCGUAAGAUCCGGGGGACACGAUUAUUAAUAUAAAUUUUAACGAUGGAGGACGUUGCACGUGAGCCAGAAGCGAUGCUGCCCGAUCGCGGUGCCGCGUGCUUGAAUGUAAACAUGACGUCGGUGGACUCGGGCGUCGAGACUGGGAAUGACUCGAAUGAUAGCUCGAUCAUUCAGUCUGAUGGCCAGCAGCAGCUGCAAGCCGUCGAGAACGAGGAUGUCACGGCGAACAUCAACACGAUCUUCACUAGAGAACUUUUGAGACCGUGCAGCAUGCCCUCUUUUGUUCCAUUCGUCAUUCCGGAAGUUCCCGUCUGUUAUUGUGAAAAAAAGUAUCCCAAGAAUUGCGACAUCGAGCAGAGCUGCCCGUCCAACCCCGACUUUUUACUAGACAAGCUGAGAGUCUGCAAUGCCAAGAUACAGUUUAAGACAAAACUAUUGCAAGCUGCGAACAAAACUAGCUCUCUGCCAAUAAGAUUUAAAUAUAAUUACCACUCUAAGAUAAAAACACGCUGGCGCAUGAACCAUUUUGAUCGUAUGGUGUUCCUUGAACGAAGAAUACGAUUGGCUGCUACCACAAAUAACAUAGACUUGUUGAAAAGACUUUUGGACCUUGGUGUGUCACCUAACUGUCAUGAUAAUCAUGGACGAACUCCACUUCAUCUUGCAGCUUGCCGAGGUUACACGGAUAUAGUCCGUUUAUUGUUGGAACAUGGCGCGGAUCCGAAUCAACGUGACUGUAUAGGAAAUACACCGCUACAUCUAGCUGCAGUUACUAGCAAACUGUCUGUAGUAACAUUACUUUUAACAGCCGGUACUGAUGUUCUUGCAUCAGAUACAUUUGGGUACAAUCCGUUGCAAUUAGCAAAAACAAAGUUACGAAUGCUGCAACGAAACUGUCAUACCGAGGACAUGAUUAAGAUCAAAGAUGAAAUGCGUAAUAUAAUUAGCAUGUUGAUGGUAUAUCUGCAAAAGCAGAAGAAUAUGCGAGAACAGGUAGAAACCUUGAGCAAUUUCUGCUCGCGACUUUCCUUGUCCAGUACUUCAGAUCAAGUUCAGGAUGAUGUUAAAGACUUAUUGGCGAACCUAAAUGAUCUCAGUAUAACGGGUUAAUUAUGGAUUAAUAAGAUAUACUGUUGUAUAUCGCUAUAAUAUUAUACAUACAUAUAUAAUAUUUGCAAAUUUGGUAUCAUCUUUUUUUUGAAGUUUUUAUUGAGCAUAUGAAGCAUGUUGGAAAAUUAUUGUAUGUUUACAUGCCUUUGUGCAUGUCCGUGUUAAUAAUUUUGUUUAUCGAAGAUAGUAAUUUUCAUAUUUCAAAUAGGUUUUUUCUUUUUAUAAAAAGUUCUAUAUUUGCUGAACAUUUAAUUAAUUUUGAAUUAUUUAAUAUGACGUAUAUUUUGAAGAUAUUAAAACGCCAUUAAAUAUUUAGAAUUCUUUUUCCUCUAAUUGUGCGAAUUUAAAUUUUUUUUAAAUCACAUGAUUAUACAUUAAAAAGCAGACAAAAAUCGACAUCAGUGUUAGUUUGUAUUUUGCGCUUUUAUAAUGAUGAAAGACUAAAAAAUAAGAUUUAUGUAGAAUGUAAAGAGGGUAUUUAAAAAAUAUUAAUCUAUUCUGAUAUAUAUUUUAUCGAUAUUUCUCUAUUAAAUUUCUUUAAAUUAUAUUUGUUUUAUUUCUAAAAUGACGAAAUAAGAAAGACUAAUAUAAAAACCCUAACAACACAUGUAGAUUCUGAAAAUGUUUGAAAGAUAUCGCAAACGUAGAUCAAUAUAUUCCUUGUAAUUGUACUGAAAAUGUUCAUAUAUUUACAUUUUUUACUAUCUGAAGAAUCUUGAAUUUUUUUGAACCUACGUGUGCCAUUAAGGAAUGAAAGAAAGGAGGGAAUUUUUCCUAUGAUAAAAAUUAAAUUUUAUAAAUAUAAAAACUAGAGAAAUUGUAUAUAGAGAGAGAAUCAUCCUGUGAAUAUAUAUUGUAUGACGUCUACGUGCUUGUGAUCAUUGAAAAACGAAUUAGUAAUAUAAUUUGAAUAACAUAUAACUAGUUAUAUAACUGAAACUAAGUAGAAUAUGAAAAUGAAAGAACAAGUGAAGACAUACCUAAUAAAUAAUUUGAUUAUUUGUAUGUAAACUCCAGUUAUAUAGGAAUAUGUAAAUAGUUUUCAUAAUCAUUUUACGGACGCUGUCCACAGUACAUCUUUAACUGUAGCUUUGUUAAGUGUAAAAAAAAAAAGAUAUGAAUAAAACACAUUCUACAUACUUUA